GGCCCCCCUCCUCCCGCCUCCUCCCGCCUCCUCCCGCCUCCACCCGCCUCCACCCGCCUCCACCCCGGCUCUUCCUGCCCUGAAGUUGCAACACCCCACUCUCCCUUCCCCUCCCACCUCCUCUCUGCUUGACUUUUCUCGGAGUUCUCCGAACUCAGGCUGCAGUGCCGGCCUUCCGGGUUUGAGGUCCCUGGGACCCGGCUGUGAUCCGCGCCCCAGUCUCAACCCUCCACUGCCCUGCCCGACGCCCGGGCUCCACUCCGGACCCUGCUCAUCCUGGGGCUGUGUCGCUGCCACUGUCGCCUCUGUCCACCACUGCCUGAGCCCUGAUGGGGGAGUGAGAGGCCACAGCUGGCCGGACAUGGGCCUCCCCACCGUGCCUGGCCUGCUGCUGCCGCUGGUGCUCCGGGCUCUGUUGGUGGAUGUGUACCCCGCGGGGAUUCAUGGGCUGGUCCCUCACCCUGGGGACCGGGAGAAGAGAGAGAGUUCGUGUCCCCAAGGGAAAUAUAGCCACCCUCAAAAUAAUUCCAUUUGCUGCACAAAGUGCCACAAAGGCACCUACCUGUACAAUGAUUGUCCGGGCCCGGGGCUGGACACGGACUGCAGGGUAUGUGCCCGCGGCACCUUUACCGCUUCGGAGAACCACCUCAGACAAUGCCUGAGCUGCUCCAAGUGCCGGAAAGAAAUGUACCAGGUGGAGAUUGCUCCUUGUGCAGUGGACCAGGAUACCGUGUGUGGCUGUAGGAAGAACCAGUAUCGGAAGUAUUGGAGUGAAACUCUCUUCCAGUGUCUGAACUGCAGCCUCUGCCCCAACGGCACGGUGCACCACUCCUGCAAGGAGAGACAGGACACCAUCUGCAACUGCCACGUGGGGUUCUUUCUAAGAGAUGCUGAGUGCGUCUCCUGUGCUCACUGUAAGAACACGGAGUGCGAGAAGUUAUGUCCAGCUCUACCUGUAACUAGUAACAACUCUCAGGACCCAGGCACCACAGUACUGUUGCCCCUGGUGAUCAUCUUUGGUCUUGGCCUGGCAUCCUUCCUCCUCGUUGUUUUAGCAUGCCGAUACCAGCGGUGGAAGCCCAAGUUCUACUCCAUCAUUUGUGGGCAGUCGGCUCCUGUAAAGGAGGGGGAGCCAGAGCCCCUGGCCUCGGCCCCAAGCUUCAGUCCCAUCCCGAGCUUCAGUCCUGCCUCCAGUCCCACCUUCACCCCCUGUGACUCCCUGUGGUCCAACUUCAGAGUCACAUCACUCCCCAGAGAGAUGGCCCCGCCCCACCAAAGGGCUGGCCCCAUCCUCCCUGCGCCUCCAGCCUCCACCCCCGUCCCCACCCCUGUGCAGAAGUGGGAGGCCAGCGCCCACGGCGCCCCCAGCGCCCCCGCUCCGCUCGCAGAUGCCGACCCCGCGACACUGUACGCCGUGGUGGAUGGCGUGCCCCCGUUGCGCUGGAAGGAGUUCGUGCGGCGCCUGGGGCUGAGUGAUCACGAAAUCGAGCGGCUGGAGCUGCAGAACUCACGCUGCCUGCGCGAGGCGCAGUACAGCAUGCUGGCGGCCUGGCGGCGGCGCACCCCACGGCGCGAGGCCACGCUGGAGCUGCUGGGCCGCGUACUCCGCGACAUGGACCUGCUCGGCUGCCUGGAGGACAUCGAGGAAGCGCUGGGCGGCCCCGCCCCCAUCGCGCCCGAGCCCCGCCUUCCCCGAUGAGGCCACGCCCCGGCCCCUGCGGGCAGCCCUGAGACGGCUGCUUCCUGCCCCAGGCAGCCUGGAAGGACUUGCGAGAUGCCCUCUGGACCCCCGUUUUUCUGGAGGGGAAGGGUCUUGGCGGAGCAGGCAUGAUCUGGCAGCCACUUAACCUGGUGCUACUCCCUCAGUGUAUAUAGCCUUUCUCAGCUGCCUGAGCACUGCCAGCGGGUGAGCUGUGGGUAGUGUGUGUGUCAGAGUGUGUGUGUCUGUGUGAUGUGGAGUGUGUGUACUCGUGAGAGAGGCUGAGUGUGCCAGGAGCCCAGACGGUGGCUGCGGGGAUGAGGGGCGCCAUGCCUCAUUGCCCAUUUUGGACUUGGAGAACCCAGCAAGGCUGCUUGGGGGCCCCUGGUUGGUCCCUGAGCCUGUUUCACAGUAGAUAAGCAAUCUUUGUAUCCAUUAUGUACACUAAUAGAACCUUUGUCCCCCUGCCUGGACAAGCACACAGAGUAAGCUGAAGUGUCCCAAGGCAGGGGAGGCACAGAACGAAGGGCCCUCCCGCCGGAACUGUGGACUUUUGUAAAUACACUAAAAGCCCGGAAUUAAAGCUCCGCUCCUGGAGG
Mesoplodon densirostris (Blainville's beaked whale) is the source of this 2298-nucleotide messenger RNA. It is a transcript of the gene TNFRSF1A, whose product is annotated as TNF receptor superfamily member 1A. Gene Ontology annotation, biological process: inflammatory response; prostaglandin metabolic process; tumor necrosis factor-mediated signaling pathway. NCBI's taxonomy places the organism in Eukaryota, Metazoa, Chordata, Mammalia, Artiodactyla, Ziphiidae. The coding region runs from base 362 to 1699 and encodes 445 amino acids. The transcript has 10 exons. Gene Ontology annotation, cellular component: membrane raft; mitochondrion; signaling receptor complex. Gene Ontology annotation, molecular function: tumor necrosis factor binding; tumor necrosis factor receptor activity. The record is from RefSeq and is a predicted model, not a curated record.